Molecule: messenger RNA, 612 nt
Organism: Caenorhabditis briggsae
Lineage: Eukaryota; Metazoa; Nematoda; Chromadorea; Rhabditida; Rhabditidae
Gene: Cbr-cex-1
Product: Protein CBR-CEX-1
Exons: 4
Coding region: 1-612 (203 amino acids)
Molecular function (GO): calcium ion binding
Source: RefSeq, a predicted model, not a curated record
AUGGUCGUCGCCAAAGUUACCGCUGUUCCAAUCGAGGAGCUCAUCAAGAAACAUUCUGAUGUGGACCCAUUCCUUAUUAAGAAAUGGGAAAGAAUCUUCUCACUUUUCUUUGACAGAAAUGCAUCUCAUCAAGUCGAUUGGGGAGAUUUCUAUUUGGUUGUGAAGAAAGUCCGUGACAUCUAUGGAGCGGAAUCUGUUCAAACUGAUUUCGCCAAAAAGUCGCUUGCUGCUCUGUGGGAAGGAUUGUGCUCAAUCGCAGAUGCUGAUAAGGAUCAAUUGAUUUCUAUCGAUGAAUGGAUUGGUCUCUUGAAGAAAACAAAUGCUCAAACUGAGCCAAAAUGGUUCAAGGACUAUCAGAACUUCAUGUUCAAACUCUUCGACGUUUCAUGUGAUGGAGUUAUGGAUCUUGCUGAAUAUACCGAUGGAAUGAACACUUAUGGAUUCGAUCAGUCUGAGUGUGAUGCAGCAUUCCACAAGUUCUCAGUGGACAAAAAAGGACAAUACGUUCCACAAAUGAAGCCAGAGACCUGGAACACUUACUUCAAUCAGCUCUUUUAUUCAACCAACAAAGCUGAUCUUGGAAAUCAUCUUUUUGGAAUUAUCGACUUUUAA